Molecule: messenger RNA, 8112 nt
Organism: Herpailurus yagouaroundi (jaguarundi)
Lineage: Eukaryota; Metazoa; Chordata; Mammalia; Carnivora; Felidae
Gene: TK2
Product: thymidine kinase 2
Exons: 11
Coding region: 15-839 (274 amino acids)
Biological process (GO): nucleobase-containing compound metabolic process
Cellular component (GO): cytoplasm; mitochondrion
Molecular function (GO): deoxynucleoside kinase activity; ATP binding
Source: RefSeq, a predicted model, not a curated record
CCUCUUUCGGUUCCAUGUCUAGCGACCCGCGCCUUGGGUCUCAGCGGCUGCCCGUCUCACUCCCCGCCCUCUGGCCUGAACCCGAAACUACUCCAAGCCUCCGGGAUUUCCUGCGGGGGCUUGGAGGGGCGAGGGCAAUCGUUGACAGCUACUCCAGACCCCAGCCGGCCGCCAGUGGGUGGCCGCCAGUGGAUAAAGAUAGAGAAAAUGAAAAAGAGAAAAAAUCAGUGAUCUGUGUUGAGGGCAAUAUUGCAAGUGGGAAGACGACAUGCCUCGAGUUCUUCUCCAAAACAACAGGGAUUGAGGUGUUACAGGAGCCAGUGCCCAAGUGGAGAAAUGUCCGUGGCCAUAAUCCUCUGGGUCUGCUGUACCGCGAUGCUUGUCGAUGGGGCUUCACGCUGCAGACAUAUGUGCAGCUCACGAUGCUGGACCACCACACUCGUCCCCAGACAUCACCGGUACGAUUGAUGGAGCGGUCGAUUCACAGUGCAAGAUAUGUUUUUGUAGAAAACCUGUAUAGAAGUGGGAAGAUGCCUGAAGUGGACUAUGUGAUUCUGGCAGAAUGGUUUGAUUGGAUUGUGAGGAACAUCGACGUGUCCAUUGAUUUGAUAGUUUAUCUCCGGACCACCCCUGAGACCUGUUAUCAGAGGUUACAGAUGAGAUGCAGGGAGGAGGAGACAGUCAUUUCCCUGGAAUACUUGGAUGCUCUUCACCGCCUCUAUGAGGAGUGGCUCUUCAAAGGAGGCCUUUUCCCUGUGGCAGCCCCUGUUCUGGGCGUCUGGAGGAGCACCACUUGCUGUCCUGGGCUGUUACCCAGCGAUGCCCUUAGGAGGUGCUGAGGUGAUUGAGGCUGACCACGACAGGAAGAAAAUGUUAGAACUCUUUGAACAAAACCGGGACCGCAUACUAACUCCAGAGAAUCAGAAACAUGGCUCAUAGAACAGGAAAGAUCAUGCCAGAAAAAUGCCCACUGCUGCCAAGUUAGCUGUUAGGAGCAAUUUGGGAAAAUCAACUUUCGGGAGGGCUUUAUAUUUGGCCACAUUGUUUUCCUGAUGGUCUCUUCCUCUUUGCCAGUGUCUUCAUCCUGGGUCUCUGGUCCUUGCAGGUAAACGACAAAUGGGACCAGUGGGUUUGUCAUGCCCUUUGGUGGUCGUAGCCUUGCAUUCCCCCAGCGCCUCUCCUGGUGGUUUCCCACUGCUGGGUCCCUCUGAUUGAGGGAAGAGCCUCCUGACCUCAUGCUGGGUUUGGAGUCUCUAACCCUUCCCCGCCACCCAGGAGGGUGGGGUAGUGGCCCUUACAUCCCAGGGAGGAAGUUGAAGCUCAGCGAGGCCAAGGGACUCCCCAGGGUCACACAGCCAGUGACAGUGGAGUUGGCACAAUUUAGACUUUUGGUGACUCUGAAACGUUCUCUGCCUCUCAUCCUGAGAGCCUGUCUUCCCUUGCUAGAGAUCUCACGUCUGUGUGGGGAGAGCCAGCAGUGCGUGGAGCCAGCAUCCUCAUUUUCUCAUUAUGUGAGCAGUUCUCGAGGACAGUCAGCAUUCCUAGACCUUCACAAAAUUGUGCUGUGUUUGGCUUGAGCCCAGCGUCCGGUGCUUUCCCAGCAUGAGGCUGUUGCGGCAUUUACCACCUCAUCAUCUGGACUCCCGUGUCCUUGAGAGAAUCGUGCUUUGACUUCUGCACGGUGCUUGGUGUCCUUGGUGACCAAGGCCUGACUGAGCUGCUGCCAAUUCCAUGUCAGGGACAUGGCUUUUGGUGCCUGGGUGGUUUGCCCGGUGCCAAGCUGGGGCAAGGGGCACCAGUGCCCUGGCUUCUGAGGCUCUCUUACCUUGUGAUGGCCUGUGUGAGGAGGUUUGCCCUUGGAAUUACUGAGAGUUUGUGGGCUGUGGGAGAGGCCUGAGUGGCCUUAAGUCUUUUUGAAAUGUUUUUCCAUGAAGGGGACACCUUGGAUCAUAGAGCAUGAACUCAUCUUUAUUGGUUCAGAAUAUAUCUUAGCUUCUCAGCUGUAACAAUACAUCACAGCCAUAGCUGCCUCUUGAGUCCAGUGGGAAGUAGAGAGAAAUAACAUUCUCUUAGGAGACAGUCUGGACAAGAAGGUCAGGGCUCGCAAGCAAAGGCUCUUGGAGCACUGGUAUUCCUGAUAUUUUGGAGGUGGGUGGAGAUCAGAAGAUUGUUGUCGACACAGAGAGGGGCCAGUUGUGAGCUUUGGGGAAGCAGGCCUCAGCUCUCCUGAGCAGCGGUUGGUGUAAACGCAGGUUGGAAGGCCUUGCCACGGCCUCUGCGGGAGUGUGGCACCUGUGCGUGCAGCUGUCUGACUCUGCGUGGGUUACAGGUGCUCUGGUGGUCCAGUUCCAGAGGGAGCACUAAGGGGGCAAGACUGUGACUCCUGGACCAAAUCUUGGGCUACGCGGGCAGGAAGAGGGGCAGCCCCGUGGGGAUGAGCCUCUCAGCCCAAAUGUCAGUGAUUGACUAGAUGCCCAGGGGAGGCGAGAGCCUGUGCUACCGGGGAUCUUGACGGGCCAGGGAAGUCUCUGGGAAUUUGUAGAUGAACAGUCCAGUAUUUUCCCCACAGCUUAAUUUGAGCAUCUGUUUUGGGGGAAAUGUAAUUUUAAAAAAUAAAUAAAAUCUUGCUCUGUAGUAGCCAAUAAAUUCUUCACUGAAAACCUGAGGUUAAUUUUGGAGUGCUUCCUAGGCCAGUGAUUUUAGCUCCCUGCAGCAUCCUUUUGCCAGUAGGAUAAUGUGGUUUCAUUUUCUAAACCCCAUCUUUCCUAACAUGGGAGGUUUGGGUCCAAAAAAGCUCGCCAUCCUCUUGCUCUGGCACCACGGACAGGAUGCCGUGUACCUGCAGCGGCCAGUGCAGGUGGCAAAAAUCUCCCAGCCUACGUAUGUCCCACAAAAUGGCUUGGUGCUCAGCUUGCACAUAUGAGGCUUGCCUUCCCCAUGUGGCAGGCAGGGCUGGUGACAUCAGGAGUCAUGGAGCAGGGCAGGAAAAGGGCAGAAGGCACCCGGUAGGCACGACACCUAGUUUUUAGAGCUGAGGGAGGCACUCCUCAGGGACUCCCAGGAAUGGCUCGGAGGGGCAUGGCAGGGGCUGGCUCCUUGAAUUGCUGACAGGGCAAGCCAGGGCAGUGACGUUCCAGAUUUAUUGGUGUUGCCCCAUUCUUACCCUGAGGUGGGGUUCUGUAGAGCAUUGCAUGAGUAUACCCCAGAGCCACCUCAGCGGCUUUGACCCUUGGUAAUUAAAAAAAAAAAAAAAUGUUUAAUAGCAUAUACAUCUUCUUGUACUCAGCAUGUUUAGUGAAAUAAUUCUGAUUUAUACUUCAUAUUUUUAAUUUUAUAUGCAAAAUGCAUGAUUAGAAUCAUUCAGAAAUAGUUCAUGUACCUGGUGAUUAAAAAAAAAAAUGAGAUAGAAGUGUAUUUCUCUUGCACGUAAAAGGGCAGAGGUGGGUGAUCCGGGACUGGUAUGGUGGCUCCGAGGCCAUGGGAUCCCGGGCUCUCUCUGGCUUUCUGUUCCCAGCUCAACUUCCUGGUUUGUGGCUUCCUUCCUCCAGGGACUUCCGUGUCCAAGAUGGUGCCACAGUUCCUUCGCUGGCUAAUGAAGGCAUCAGGACAUAUUGUCUGUCCCCCAUUCAUGCUUUAAUUCUCAUGUGGAUGAGGACCUUUGCAAGGCUUUGCAAGAUAAGCCAGAAGGUUCUAACAGGAUUUUUCUAGAGGCCUUAGAGGUGGGGGAAAGACAGGAAGGAAGUCAGGACCCACAGGCUGGGCCACAGAUGUGGUGUCAGUGCUGUGGCACCCUCUCUCCCUCCUUUGUGCCCUCACAUCACCUCACCCUCACUGCCAGGGACCACAGUGCCCUCAGCUCAACCCGCCUCCUGCGCUGGGUGUAGCCCGGAAAGGGCAGAGGCCACCAGUAUAAUGCACUCCCUCCCACAGCUUGGCUCUCAGGAGGCCCUCCCUAAACCGUGGUUCCUGGGAAAGAAUGUCAUCUUUGAUUUCUCUUCCUGUCCUCUUUCAUUUCCACCUGAGCCGCUUACCUAGAUAAGUGUACCCGUCCCUGCCUGUGGGAUAUAUCAGUUGGAGACCUUUAGCCGGGACUCCCCCAGGCCUCCACCAUCAGACCUGGGGAAGGAUUGAAGUGUGUACAACUCUGAGAAAAGGUAGAAGGCGUUUCCAGAACCUACCUACCCCCUGGGUGCUGUUGAAUCUGUGCCAUCUUGUUUUCCUAGAGCCCUGGGGCCGGAUGGGGGCGCUCACAUCAAAUGCUCACAUAUCUGUGGAAUGAGUAAUACUUAUCCCUGUGGCCUCUCCACCCAGAAGAAUUACAGUUAUUAAAGUAAUUGACGAGCUCUUGGAAAUGUCAGCCCUCCAUUGUUGGAAAUCUAAUAAUAAUAAUAAUACCCCGCCUGGUGCCUCUGGGCUUUGGUGGUGGAUUACUCACCCAGAGCCCCAGGGUCACUGGCACAGGGCUUUCUUUUCCUAAUAACCCCAACCCCGCAGCUCCUCUAAGAAGGCGGAGUGAACUCUGUGUUCCUUUAGUUUACAUAAGAUAGUGAGCUUGCCAAAGGCUGUCAUUAAACAGAAGCUAAGAGAGAGCUAGUCUUGCCGAAUCCAGAGUGGGUAUCCACUUUUGCUGCUCUCUUCCCGAAUUUCUGCAUUUCUUGGCUUGUUGUUCUUCAAGGCUGGGGUCCGUGGAACACAGGUGUUCUAGGAGAGAGUAACAGGUGUUCUGAGAAAAGAGGGUUCCGUAGUCCAGGAAAUUUGGGAAGCACCACCUGGGUAUUUUCUCUCAGAUGCACAAGAUACAUUAGUAUAGAUAAACUCAAGCAGUCCUGUGAUAAAAACACCUUUUCACCCUUAUUUAAGCCAGGGACUCUCAGACUCAUUGACAGUAGAACCCCUCAUUUGGGGGAUAUCCAUUAACAAUCUCCAGAAGUGCCAGUGUUCCUCGGAACACACAUUGGGAAAAGCACUGUUUUCAGGAGUCUGCAGCUGCUGAUGACUCUUGGCUUUUGUGCCCUUUGGGAAUCUCUAGCUCUUGGUUCUCCAGGUUCAGUACAUCCGAAUCCCCAGAGGGCAUGUUAAAACAUGGAUUACCAGGUCCACCCACAGAGUUUCCAAUUGAGUGGAAUCCAGUUCUGGGGUGGGCCUGUGACUGUUUUCUAACACCAUUCCCGGGGAUGAUGAGUCCAGGGAACUCCCUGGGUUUAAAGUUUCUAGGACUGGACAUCCCAGAGUUCCAAGAAAACUUGGCAUCUUGGUGGUGGUUGAAUGUCUUGUGAGUGUUGGUUAUCAUAUCUAUCAAAUGGGAGCAUUGCUCAUUUCUCAGGGCUGUGAGGAUAACUGACCUCGCAUAUGGAAGGGGUCUGGACCAGGGCCUGGUAGGCAGUAAGUGUCCCAUAAAUGUUAGUUCAUCUGAUGUUUCCUGGAAAACUGACUGGAAUGCAGUUCGUUGGCCGAGUAAUGGCAGCAGCUGCAGUGGCUGGCACUUUCCGUCAGAGCGGCAUGGGCACACGCUCUCACCAAUUAAUUGGGACCACCUUGAUGUAUCUGUUCAGUAGGCACAGGUCACAGGCCUGGUUGAGGCUGACCUUCGGGACUUUACCUCUGUAAACUGCCUCAUGACCUUUCUAGAAUAGCAGAGUAUGGGGCAACCAACUGGCCUUUCUUUUCUUUUUAUAAAUGCUCCUGUUUCUUGUGGGGACUCUGGGUCUGCGCCUGGCAUCCUUAGGCGUGAGAGGGAGAGCUGGGAGAGACAUAACUGCUCCUCAGGCCGUGAGAAAUGACACUGCUUCUUGUACCAGCAAGGCCCUGGAGUUCCUUACACAAUAAACGAAUGGUUUUCUUGCUUAUUUGCCGGCAGACCUCUUUCCCCAUGGGCUCAGGUGACCUCUCACUCACCCUUUCCCUAAGGCACAGAGCAGGUUUAUUUGUAGCCAGGGAUGGGUAGAUGUUGGCAACUCCAGGCUCAUCUUAGGAAAUGCCCAGGAAAAUGAACAGUGACCAGUUGUUAAGUGUUCAGUGAAUCUUACCUUUUGGGAUCCACUUGGCUUUGUGGAUGGGACUUGGGCUUUGGGGUCAGAAUAUGGGCUGGGAUCCCAGUUUCCCCGGUUAUUGGCUGCAAGACCUGGGGCAGGUCACCUUGCUUCUCUGGUUCUGUUUCUUCCUCCUUUGGACACUGGGAUUCUGUUUUCUCCCUCACGAGGAGAGAGGCUGCCCAGACUACAAAGGGGUGAGUUAAAUGAGUGAUGGACACAGAGAGUCUGGAGCGGUGCCAGACCCCAGGUGUUCUUGCUCCCUCAAACCCUUUCCACGUCUCUGUAGUUGGCUGGAGAGGAGACCAGACACUCUUGCACCUUCCUGGAGGGGGGAAUGUUUAUCAGGGCUAUGGGGGAAAUAUUAUUUCAGCAUCUUUGCAGUCUGUCCCCAGGCAGUCUGUCAGCAGGCCUCUAUUCUCUCCCUGUCUCUUGACAGCACUUCCCCUGCAUCAGCCGUAUGCCAGGCCCUGUGCUGGCUGACAGGUGCACACUGGUGGCCAGGACAGACACCUCCCUCCACUCAUGAAGCAUGUAGUUUAGCUCCUCAUAGCUACCCCCCAUCCUGAAAUAAUCCCUGAGAAAACCCACACUAAGGCAGGAAGGCACCUGCAGCCUCAGCACUCCCUUCUGUUGGGGUAGAGAAUUAACACCAAAGACUCAGUGAUAAAACCAACACCAACUCUAGAAUUUUACUGAAGUAGCAGGAUACAACACUAGCAUAUGCAAAUGAUAAACAGGUUAUAACGGUAGUGAAGAUCCCAUUUACAGUGGUAACAAAGAAGAUUAAAUACUUUGGAAUAAAUUUAACAAGAUACAUACAAAAACAUACAAGAAAUAUGCUAAAGCACUCCUCAAAGACACCAAAUAAGACGAACAAAUGUGAAGACAUCCCAUUCUUGGAUAGGGGGACUCAACAUAAAGAUGUCUGUUCUCCCUUAAAUUAAAUUCCAAAUUUAAUACAAUCUCAGUAGAAACACCACGGUCUAUUUUGUGGAAUUAUACACAUUAUUCUAAAUUUUAUAUAGAAACACAAACAUUAAGGAAUAACCAGGAAACCACUGGAAAAAGAAAAACUGUGAUGGAGAACGAGCCUUACUAGACAGUAAAACAUACUGUAAAACCUGCAUCAUUAAAACAGUGUGGAACUGAUGCAUGAAUAGAUAAGUAGAAGAGUGAAAUAAAAUAGCCCAGAAAUAGACGUAAGUACAUAUAGAAAUUUACGUGACAAAGAUGCCAUCUCAAAUCAUUGGGGUAAAGAUGGACUUUUUAACAAAAAUGGUGGCUAAGGUCACCAUUUGGAAAAAGAUAAAAGAUCCGUAUUUUAAUGCCAUAUAAACUCCCAAGGGGUUAGGGAUCUAAAUGUAGAAAUUGGAACCAUUCAAGUACCAGAAGAAAAUGUGGAUGAAUUCAUCUCUAAAACCUUGAUGUAGGGAAAGCUUCCUAAUGAUGAUUCAAAAUCCAGAGGCAACCAAAUGUUAAUCAUUCUGGCUAAGUAAAAAUUUUAAAACUUGUGUGAUAAAACCUAGCAUGAACAAAAUCAAAAGACAGUUAACAAACUGGGAGAAAAAUGCAACAUAUGUAACAAAGGGCUAAUAUUCCUAAAUAUCCAUGAAGAAUUCUUUAACAUUGAAGGACAAAGGACCAAAAACCAAAUAGAAAACUGAGGAAAAGAUGUGAAAGACAAUUUACAAAAAAGAUAUAAAAAUGGCCCUUAAACAUGUGAAAAACACUCACAUUCAUUCAGAGAAAAGCAGAUGCUCUGAUCUGAAUAUUUGUAGUCCCCCCACCCCCCAUUCAUAUGUUGAAAACUUAAUGCUUAAGGCCAUGGUAUUAGGAGGGGACCUUCAAGAGGAAGAGAUUAGGUGUGAGAAUGGAACCUCAUGAAUAGAUUCAGCGCUGUUGUAAAAGAACCCCACAGAGCUCCCGUGCCUCUUCCACCGUGUGGGGACACCGCAAGAAGUCGGCAGUCUGCAGUCUGCAGCCCGGCAGAGGACCUUCGCCAGAACACCGCCAUACUGGCACCAUGAUGUUGGACUUGUAGCCUCCAGAAAUGUGAGAAAUAAAUUUCUGUUGUGUAUAA